AUGCAACGUUCAAGCCAGGAUUUCUGGACGGAGAACAGAGGCUUCCGGCUUUCUGACAUUCUCAACCGACAGAUCACAAGAGGAGACUUCUCCUUGCAGAAUGUGCUCAGUACUGAACACGGACAUGCCUCAGAGGAAUGCACACAGGGCACCUCCGAUGAUGAUCCAAUCAGCAGAGGCGUAGUCAACCUUCAUUUUGCUACCGAUUUGUUUGAAGGAUUCAUGAAGCACCUCAACCCCUUCAUCAGCCAAUUGGAUCCUACGCUACAUACCUUCCAGUACGUUCGGGAGAUGUCGUCGUUCCUUUUUACCGCUAUUUUGGCGGCAGCGGCAAAGCUUUUGCAUCCUGCGCUACGCAAAAAUUUGCUUUCUCAUGCUGAAGAGCUUUUCCUGGAGAGCUUCCGCAGUGGUGCAAAAUCUGUUGAGACAGUUCAGGCCAUACUAAUUCUGACAUAUUGGAAGGAGCCUCGCGAUAACCGUGCAUGGUUAAAUGUAGGCCUCGCUGUCAGGAUGGCCAUCGAGCUUGGAUGGCAUCAUCUUGGGAGUGAUGGCAUGAGACCCCCGGAGAAUACGACUGAUCUUCAAUCGGUGCGAUUCAGGAACAUAGAAAGAACCUGGUUGGUGCUCUUUGUCUACGACCGAAGGUAG
Molecule: messenger RNA, 648 nt
Organism: Alternaria hordeiaustralica
Lineage: Eukaryota; Fungi; Ascomycota; Dothideomycetes; Pleosporales; Pleosporaceae
Exons: 1
Coding region: 1-648 (215 amino acids)
Biological process (GO): DNA-templated transcription; regulation of DNA-templated transcription
Cellular component (GO): nucleus
Molecular function (GO): DNA-binding transcription factor activity, RNA polymerase II-specific; zinc ion binding; transcription cis-regulatory region binding
Source: RefSeq, a predicted model, not a curated record